Candidozyma haemuli is the source of this 987-nucleotide messenger RNA. RefSeq lists its product as uncharacterized. NCBI's taxonomy places the organism in Eukaryota, Fungi, Ascomycota, Pichiomycetes, Serinales, Metschnikowiaceae. Gene Ontology annotation, cellular component: plasma membrane. The transcript has a single exon. The record is from RefSeq and is a predicted model, not a curated record. The coding region runs from base 1 to 987 and encodes 328 amino acids.
AUGGACGAACGUCAGCAUCCCGUGUACAUCAGUGACAUUGGAGCGACGAACCUUCAGCCGUUGUUUAUUUCGUGCACGGGGUUCCAGUUGAUCUUCUUUGUGGGGACCUUGUUGAUGGAGUUCGUGUUGCGGAAGAUGACAAAGUUGCAGCCAUACGUUUCCAAGAAACAGCCGUGGUUUGCCGUGGUGAGUAUCAUUUGUGCUCUUAUCGGCCAAUUGGGUAUUCUUUUCGUGUCGAUUUUCGAUACUGUCGAUUACCAUAACGUGCACAUCACCAUGGUGGCAGUGUUCAUUUUUUUCAUCUUUUGGGCUUGUUUUUUCAACUUCCUCAAUUCAUUCAUUUUUGGCAACUUCCCUCUGCGUUUGAACCCUAACCAUGAAAAAGUCAUCUUUGGUAAACACCGCUGGGCCAACAUGUACAUGGUUUCGUUCUUUUUCAAGCUCUUCUGGCUAGCUGCUGCGGUUGUUUUCGCUGCUUUCUUUGGCUACUACAUGAAACAUGGCCAAGAUUCGCUUUCUGCUAUCUUUGAAUGGACCAUUUCCUUCUGGUACGGUCUUUUGCUUGUUUUCUGGGCCAUUGACCUCUUCCCUUCGGCUGUCAAGCACUACAGAGUGCACCACCCAGAAGAAUUCAACACUCAGUUUGUCGAUCACCACAAACUUCCAAUGACCGAAGUGGGCCACAACUCCUUCCAACCUAUUCCAAAACGCCAUUCCUCCAGCUCAGGCAUUGACGCUACUACAUUGAACCUGCCUCCUCGUGCACACACUGCUCAUCAAGCUCCUCCAGCCAAUCCAGUGACUGCAAACCCAUACGAUGGAGCAAUCACCGUACCUAUUCAAGAACCAGACGAAGAGUUCCAGGACCCUUAUAAGCAACAAAAAACUUCUGAAAACUUUGUCCCUCCUACUCAGACAUACACUGGUAGCACUCCAGUGCACGAGUUUCUGCCUAUGCAGAUAAGACAGAUUCAGGAGCAAGUUUAG